This is a messenger RNA of Colletotrichum godetiae, 756 nucleotides long. RefSeq lists its product as uncharacterized. The record is from RefSeq and is a predicted model, not a curated record. NCBI's taxonomy places the organism in Eukaryota, Fungi, Ascomycota, Sordariomycetes, Glomerellales, Glomerellaceae. The transcript has a single exon. Bases 1 to 756 code for a protein of 251 amino acids.
AUGGACGAAGACGACGCCCUCGCAAUCGACCCCGAAAUGGCAGCCUUCAUGGGCUUCGCCUCCUUCGGGACCCAACCCGCCGCCAAGAAGCGCAAAUACAACCACCGCACCGACGCCGUCUCCUCCGCGACCGGCGCGAACCAGACCGCACUCGCCCCGCGCGCUCCACGCGCUGCUCCGUCGACGACUGAGACUGCUGCCGCGCCCGCCGCCAACACCGAUGAGAUUGCCCUCGACGAUGACGACGAAGACGACGGAACCACUGCUGUCGCCGCCCAUGCCGGCACUGUUGUCGGAGAAGACGCGGACGCAGAAGAAGGCGGCGCGAAUCUUUAUUCUGACCCGACCGUCGCCCCGGCGCUCGCCCACGCGCAAAGUCUGAUAGACGAAUUGACCAACAACGGCGGCGCAGCACCGGAAGACGGAACCUCGGCGCCGCAAGCGCAGUCAACAACCUCAUCCCUCCCAACAUCAUCAGCACUACCCCAGCGGCCCGAUGCGUCGUGGGGUAAGGAGAUGGGCUCCGCUCCGACGACGAUGCCGACGAGGGAACGUCCCGAGCAGCACCAGCACCAGCACCAGCGUGGAGGUCGUCAAGGGUACGGACAGCAACAGAGGAAUGAUGGCAAGCCUUGGUGGGAUGGAUACUAUGACCCAGCGUCGAAUGAGAAUCCGUGGGAGAGGCUUGAGAAGAAAGCGGGAGUCCUGUCCAAGGGUACUUGGGUGGCGCGGGGAGCUCAAGCUCAGACGGCUUGA